Messenger RNA from Anopheles stephensi (Asian malaria mosquito), 1738 nucleotides. RefSeq names its product L-dopachrome tautomerase yellow-f-like. Lineage: Eukaryota; Metazoa; Arthropoda; Insecta; Diptera; Culicidae. The record is from RefSeq and is a predicted model, not a curated record. The coding region runs from base 229 to 1677 and encodes 482 amino acids. The transcript has 4 exons. Gene Ontology annotation, cellular component: extracellular region.
AAUGAUGUUGGUAAACAAGCGAAAAUAACAGCAACAGCAAGCCUGUACUCUCCGGGCAAACUUUACCAGCAAUCAGUAGUUUCCCACACGGGCGCAUGGAGCAUCCAUCAGCACGAUGCAGUGGAUUUUCCUUGUCGCUCUAAAAACCUAACAAGUGCGGACCACUCGCCGUCGCUCGUAAUCUCUCCAAGGUCAUACACCGAACCGAACUGCGAACCCCAACGAAAGAUGGGGAAAGAUUCUUCAGAGGGCGAAGAUAAGGCCGUUUGCAAGCCGGACAUCUUCCUCAGUCGCUUUCGAGCAUCUCUCGAGCGCGAAAGUCGUGAUCAGCUGCUGCAUCGUGGCCAUCGGUGUCGUGUACAAGAUACAGUCUAUUGGAAAGCAAUGGAAGCCAAGUUGGCCGUUCCGUGGUGCCUCGUGCUGGCCAGUUUGUUUGGUGCGUUGAUAACCGUAACGUCGGCGGAAAAGCUUCAGCUCGUUUACCAGUGGUCACAGCUAAGAUCCAGCGACAGAAAUAAUGCAUCACAGAAUGUACUGUUUUCGGCCAAUGCCGUCCCAUCCGAUGAGGACACAUUCAAUGCGUACGGGAAUCUGCCGAUGGGAGUGACACAUCACAAAGGCUUCCUGUACGUCACGAUACCUCGCCGACGUCCCGGCAUUCCGGCGACGCUGAACGUAAUCGAUAUGUCACGCAAUCCGUCCGUGAACGAACCGACGCUGGAGCCCUACCCUAACACGCUGGUCAACUCACUGCGAAACGAUUUGGCUGCCGAUCCGAAACGCAUCAUCUCGGUCUACCGUACUCAGGUGGAUCGGUGCGAUCGUCUCUGGUUCGUCGAUACGGGGUACCUCGAGUAUCCGGGCGGUGCUGGUCGACAGGUGCAACGGCCCGCUCUGUGGAUCAUCGACUUAACCAUCCAUCGGAGUGUGCGACGGUUCGAAAUACCGGCGGAAAUGGUUGAAUUUGGGUACGGCAUACCGAACAUCGAGGUGGACGUCGAUGAGGCGGACUGUGGCCGGGCGUACGCAUACAUUCCCGACUACGAAUGGCGCCUGUUGUACGUGUACGGGUUGAGCGAAGGGCGGAUGUGGCGGUUCAAGCAUAAUUACUUCUCCUUCGAACCACGGUACGGAGAUUUCAAUAUAGCCGAGCAACAGUUCACCUGGUACGACGGUAUCUUCUCGGUGGCAGUUGGGGGCCGGUGGCAGAACAGUGACAGCACCGAGCGUACCGUGUACCUGCACGCGAUGGCUUCGGUAAGCGAGAUUGCCGUAUCGAACCGGGUUCUGCAGAACGAAACGUUGGCACUGCUCGGUAACGGUGCGUACGGCAGGGAGUUCCAUCAUCUGGGUGCUCGAGGUCCCAACGCGCAGAGUUCGAGCCAUGCGUACGACCCAAAGACCGGCGUACUGUUCUAUGCGGAAAUCAAUCGAAACGCGGUCGGUUGUUGGAACACGAAGAAGCAUUUUACACCCGAAAACCAUGGCAUUGUGCAUCUGGACAAUGAGGAGAUGAUUUAUCCCGCUGAUCUAAGGAUUGACAGCAACGGUGAUCUGUGGGUCAUCUCCAAUCGGCUACCUAUCUGGAUCUACUCCGAGCUAAACCGCACCGACGUGAACUACCGAAUUUGGCGCCAGUCUGCGUCUCGGGCUAUUGCUGGAACGAUCUGCGCAUAGGUACAACACGCAUGGCAAUAAUAAAGAGAGUCUUAGCUAAGUUUGCUCCAUGUAAACAAUA